This is a messenger RNA of Procambarus clarkii (red swamp crayfish), 765 nucleotides long. NCBI's taxonomy places the organism in Eukaryota, Metazoa, Arthropoda, Malacostraca, Decapoda, Cambaridae. The record is from RefSeq and is a predicted model, not a curated record.
AUGAGCACCAAGAGGUUCACUAUCAGGUCCUGCCCGUCAUCAUCAUCAAGCAGCCCGUCCUCCAGCAGCCCGUCAUCAUCAAGCAGCCCGUCCUCCAGCAGCCCGUCAUCAUCAUCAUCAAGCAGCCCGUCCUCCAGCAGCCCGUCAUCAUCAUCAAGCAGCCCCCCGUCAUCAUCAUCAAGCAGCCCGUCAUCAUCAUCAAGCAGCCCGUCCUCCAGCCCGUCAUCAUCAUCAAGCAGCCCGUCCUCCAGCCCGUCAUCAUCAUCAAGCAGCCCGUCCUCCAGCCCGUCAUCAUCAUCAAGCAGCCCGCCCUCCAGCCCGUCAUCAUCAAGCAGCCCGCCCUCCAGCCCGUCAUCAUCAAGCAGCCCGCCCUCCAGCCCGUCAUCAUCAAGCAGCCCGCCCUCCAGCCCGUCAUCAUCAAGCAGCCCGCCCUCCAGCCCGUCAUCAUCAAGCAGCCCGCCCUGCAGCCCGCCCUCCAGCCCGUCAUCAUCAAGCAGCCCGCCCUCCAGCCCGUCAUCAUCAAGCAGCCCGCCCUGCAGCCCGUCAUCAUCAAGCAGCCCGCCCUCCAGCCCGUCAUCAUCAAGCAGCCCGCCCUCAGUCCCUCUCCAACCGGACUCUUGCUGCCCCCGCGGCGCCUACAGCAGCGCCUACAGCAGCGCCCACAGCAGCGCCCACAGCAGCGCCCACAGCAGCCACCUCAGACGAAAAGGACUCCUCUUGCCAACCUUGGCCUCCGCGGUGUCCGACUCCCGGCCUUGGCUUUAG